This is a messenger RNA of Microbotryum saponariae, 3795 nucleotides long. The record is from the annotation of a GenBank genome assembly. Lineage: Eukaryota; Fungi; Basidiomycota; Microbotryomycetes; Microbotryales; Microbotryaceae.
AUGAGCGAGUCGAACGGUGGCGGCCGAGUCGUCGUCGAGGGCGGCCGAGUCGUCGUCGAGGGUGGCCGAGCGCUCAGUGGAGGCAAGCAACAAGCCGUAGACGUCUACGAUGACUCUGCCAUUCCAUUAGAUGUGAGUUCAGCACGAAGAGGAAUCAAUCGCGUGUGCAUCCCAUGUAGCCGAUGCUGACGGGCUGUCUGUCCCCGCGUUCUCACUUGCCUCCGUCGUCAACCCGUGCCAGCAGACGAGCCUGGGAUCGCCUGCCUCAGCGUCUUCGGCCUCUCGCGAGUCGCUGGUACCCAUCACGAAAUCACACCUCCUACGUGUAGGCGCGCUUGGGAUCCCUCUUUCGGAUGACGAGGACUUUGCCGACGACGAUGCCGAGCUCGACUCACGCCCCUCGACUCGUUCCGACCUUGGGUCCGUACUCGUCAAUCCGGCCUCGCCUGGGUUGCCACCUCGAGUGACUCCCGAUCAUGGCCACGAAGGGACUAUGAGACUUCAAGAAGUAAACCAUUUGACGUCCGGCUCGGUGUAUAGCGGCAAGGGAGCCAUGAGCGCGAUAGGGAAGGAGCAGGAACGGUUUUCCCAUGCCGGAGCCAAUUCGGCACUGUCCGAAGGAAGCUUCCGGGACAUUGUACGUGAACAGACUACUAAUGGUGUCGACCAGAAUCCGAGCUUGCAGCUCACAUUAUUCCUCCUUCGUAUACAGGUCGACGACUUGACCAUCGAGAGUGCGUCCAAGUGAAAAGUAGGGAGUUGACUUGCUUCGCGACUGACUUCAGUGGCGGUUGGCUGCACAGAUCGGAAACUGAAGGGUCGAUUGCGACGAUUCGAGGCAUCGAGUGUACCUGCAAGUAUGGAACAAGACCGCUUGUUCGAAGUUCGGUUCUUUGACGGUUUCCCUCCGUAAGUGGUGUUACGCGGACCGCUUUCACAACGAGCAACUCGAAAGAUGUGGCUGACAACAUUCCUAAUCCUUUCUGUCUUCUUCACAGUUCGAGACGGCAAGAACUCGAGUCGUUCCUUACACACUAUGUGCAGCAAAUCCAAUCCGAGGAUGGCGAAGAAAUUCAAGGCGGGCCUCCCCCAUUGACGAGCGUCGCGAAACCUUGUCGCGAUCCUCGAGCCGAUCAAGAAUCGGCAACAUUGGGUACCGACACGACCUCUUCGAUCGGUGUGACGCUUCGGUCCCUGCGCUCGUCCGAAAAGGAAGAGCUAAGCAAGCGAUUGAACGUGGGCUGGCCCGAGGAGGGCAGUGGUAGCGGCAGUGGCAGCGGGAGCGCUGACCGUCUUUCGAGGAAGAGCGGUCGACCGCCCUUGUCGACUGAAAACGUCGAACGCGUCAAGUCGGAAUCUGACAUCGCUGUUCCUCCGUCCCUUCCCGCUAACGUCCGCGAAGGCUCUCACGAACGCGCCAUGGUCGUGAACUCCUCGGGCCUGGCACCACUGCAAGGGGAACCAUCGGCCGAAGCUCAGGACGUCGUCCACCCGUACGACGGCGAGCAGAGUUGGCUCGCAGCUCCUUCUUUCUCUGGUAUCGAGCCUCAAUCUGCAAGUGGAACCGGAACGGGGAUGCGCAUCUCGAACCCCCAGCGACGCGAAGCACGCAACAGACCAGCCGCGAAAAUUCCUUUCCCGUCCAUCUCACGGCGACAGUCGCAUUCGGCGAUCGCUGCCGCCAACGCUGCAGAGGAAGUCAAGGGCGAGAGUUCGGCGGAAGAGUCGGAGGAGUCUCCGCCACCGCACAACGUCGGUACUGCAGGCUCAGAUGAUUCCGGCUCGGACGAGAUGACGACAUCACUCACGACGGCCGAGCCUUUGGCCAAGAUCGUGGUCGAACUCGUAGAGCGGCUGUUUGCGGGCGCUUGGUUGAGCUCCCCGAUGGAUGACCCGUCACUCAACCCGCUCCUGUCCGAGCCCUCGCCGCUUCCGCCGACGUCGUCGAGCAAUACACGGUAUCUUCGAACGAUGCUCGACUCGGAGGAGACCAAGCGAGGUGGCGGUUGGGUCUAUCUGAACCUGAUCCUUACCAUGGCGGGAGUCCAUCGACUUAAUCUGAGUAUCGAUUUCCUUCGCUGGUCGCUCAAGCGUCGCAGUCAUCGCAUUGAGGUAAGCAAGGAUGGGAGCAAGGUGCGGUGGCGCGGAGAGGCACGCAAGCGCAACGAGGUCGAAUCGGCCAUUGCCAGCGCCGAGGGUGUCGACGCCAACGAUGCGACGAUGGACGAUGGCGCCGUCGAAGCCGUCGAGCAACGCCGCCAGACCAACAACCUCGUCGUGUCGACAAGCCUGCGCGCCCCGGCGACCGACUCUAAUAUCUAUCUCCCGCGGGAAGCCGACACCGCCUCGUCCGAUAGUUGCCUGCGGCGCGUUGCUGCCCCUGAGGACGACAUGCAGAGCGGCUCGGUGCCCACUACCCUGUCCUCGAUCAAGGAUUCGAAUACGACCUCGAAGAACUCAAACUCGACCGGUGCAACCUCAAUUCCAACCGGUGGUUCCGGCUCGGGCCGGUCCAAGAACGACAGCAACAGUUUGCGCGACGAGUCGGGUCGAUCGACGCGGUCGGGUGUCAGCCGGGCGAGCAUCAGCGGCACGGCGACGAACAGUCUUACCAACAGCCAGCCCUCGGAUGCGCUGCGUAAAGCCUUGCAAAAGGAGCUGUUGGAUGCGAGGGGCGUGCCGGACUAUACGCUGCACGACGGAACCAUUUUCGUGGUCCCUUUGGGUGGCGACGACGACUCCACGGGCACGGAUACAGAAGGCAUUACGCGUCGCAACCCAUCCGUGGCACCUUAUAGGCCGAUGUUCGCCAAACGUCAGUUCGAGGAUGACGAAAGCGAUUACUUUGCCCGAUCCGAUGACGGGUCGUCGAGCGGCCACGGCGAAGAUUCGAUGCUGCACUCGACAGAGGGCGGCGCACAUUCGACGGAGGCAAGAGGCAGAGCACCUGCUCGCAAGCGCAGCAGGCGGCAUGGUGCAUCCGACGGCGGCCUCGUCUUUUUCCGGUCCGACGUCUUCUGUUCGGACCUUGCAGGCAACGCCCAUGUCCGGGAUCGGCUCGAGAGAUCCCCUUCGGCCGACUCGGACGCUGUCGACCGCGCGCGCAUCUCUCGUAGCGAUGGCGAAGACGACGCUGGCGACAACUCUCCGAACGCAUCUCUCUUCGUUUCUACGCCAUCCUCGCCCACGCACGAGUCCGAAACUUCGGGGCAAGUCGUCGAAUUGAGUGACACGACGUCGAAAGCGUUGGUGUGGCCGUCUUGGGAAACCGAGACGUUCUCGCAGAUGGACGUAGAGAGCGAGACGUCGGGACUGCCCUCUCUAUCGCUAUCGGGAAUGACCAACGUCGUUCCUAUGGACCAUUUCACUAUCCGCAUCAAGUCGGAGUUGGUCUGCGAUCCAUCGGUCACUCCUCCCCCUAACCUGCGUCAGCGUCACGCACGCGCGGUCAUCGCUUCCCUUGCCUCGCUCUUGCCGUCAAGGCCAACAAGUAGUGCUCCACCGAAACCUUUGCAUACGACUAGGAUUUUGGAGGAACGCAUUGUGACGCACUUGCCGUCGUCACAGGUGCGGUUCCCGCGCUUAAGGAUGCGUCGCCAAGGUAGUGACUCGGACGACGACUCGUCGGGCGAAGAGGUGUUCUGGCGCCGAGCUUUGGUCGAACCACCUGCGGAUUAUCUGCUGUCGCUUGGGAUCCCGUUCCACGGAUGGGCCCCCGAAACACGUCGUGAUGGCGGUAGUGAGGCCGUGGCUUCCAGCUUUGAUCCGGACAACGAACCCAUCUCACUCGAUUGA